AUGAGCUUCCAGUCCCAGGGUCUCAACUACCAACAUCCCAUCUCUGACUACUCGUCCAAGCCUCAGUCCAAGCUCCUGGGCUACCAGUCCCAGGGUCUGAACUACCAACACAAGUUCCCGGGCUACCUGUCCAAGCCCGAUCCCCCGCAGCCCCAGUUCCCCGGCUACCCGUCCAAGCCCGGGAACUGGUCCAAGCCCGAUCCCCUGCAGCCCCAGUUCCAGGGCCGCCCGCCCCAGACCCCGCAGCCUCAGUUCCGGGGCCACCCGCCCCAGACCCCGCAGCCCCAGUACCGAGGCCACCCACCCCAGACCCCGCAGCCCCAAUUCCGGGGCCACCCAUCCAAGACCCAGCCCCAGGUCCUGCAGACCGAGUUUCCUGGAUACCCGUCCAAGCCCCAGCCCCUGCCCAAGCCCCAGGUCCUCCAGACAGAGUUCCCUGGCUACCCGUCCAAGCCCCAGCCCCUGCCCAAGCCCCAGGUCCUCCAGACAGAGUUCCCUGGCUACCCGUCCAAGCCCCAGCCCCUGCCCAAGCCCCAGGUCCUCCAGACAGAGUUCCCUGGCUACCCGCCCAAGCCCCACACCCAGGUUCUGCUGCACCAGUACCCUGGCGACCCGCCCCCGCAGCCGGGCUACCCGUCCCGGCCCCAGGUCCCGCAGCUGGUCUACCCGUCCCUGCCCCAGCAUCAGAUCCCGCAGCCCCAGUACCCGGGCUACCCGUCCCGGCCCCAGGUCCCGCAGCCCCAGUACCCGGGCUACCCAUCCCAGUACCCGGGUUUCCUGGCCCGGCCCCAGCCCCAGGUCCCGCAGCCCCAGUACCCGGGCUACACAGCCCGGCCCCAGGUCCCGCAGCCCCAGUACCCGGGCUACCCGUCUCGGCCCCUGUCCCAGUUCCCGGGCUACCCGCCCAAGCUCCAGCCCCAGGUCCCGCAUCCCCAGUUCCCGGGCUACCCGCCCCAGCCCCAGGUCCCGCAGUUCCCGGAGUUCCAGGGCUACCCGCCACAGGUCCUGCAGACCGAUUUCCCUGGCUACCCGUCCAAGCCCCAGGUCCCGCAGACCCAUUUCCCUGGCUACCCGUCCAAGCCCCAGAUCCCGGUCCCGCAGACCCAUUUCCCUGGCUACCCGUCCAAGCCCCAGGUCCCGGUCCCGCAGACCCAUUUCCCUGGCUACCCGUCCAAGCCCCAGGUCCCGGUCCCGCAGACCCAUUUCCCUGGUUACCCGUCCAAGCCCCAGGUCCCGGUCCCGCAGACUCAUUUCCCUGGCUACCCGUCCAAGCCCCAGGUCCCGGUCCCGCAGACUCAUUUCCCUGGCUACCCGUCCAAGCCCCAGGUCCCGGUCCCGCAGACCCAUUUCCCUGGCUACCCGUCCAAGCCCCAGGUCCCGGUCCCGCAGACCCAUUUCCCUGGCUACCUGUCCAAGCCCCAGAUCCCGGUCCCGCAGACCCAUUUCCCUGGCUACCCGUCCAAGCCCCAGAUCCCGGUCCCGCAGACCCAUUUCCCUGGCUACCCGUCCAAGCCCCAGGUCCCGGUCCCGCAGACCCAUUUCCCUGGCUUCCCGUCCAAGCCCCAGAUCCCGGUCCCGCAGACCCAUUUCCCUGGCUACCCGUCCAAGCCCCAGAUCCCAGUCCCGCAGACCCAUUUCCCUGGCUACCUGUCCAAGCCCCAGAUCCCGGUCCCGCAGACCCAUUUCCCUGGCUACCCGUCCAACCCCCAGGUCCCGGUCCCGCAGACCCAUUUCCCUGGCUACCCGUCCAACCCCCAGGUCCCGGUCCCGCAGACCCAUUUCCCUCCCUACCCGUCCAAGCCCCAGGUCCCGGUCCCGCAGACUCAUUUCCCUGUUUACCCGUCCAAGCCCCAGGUCCCGGUCCCGCAGACCCAUUUCCCUCCCUACCCGUCCAAGCCCCAGGUCCCGGUCCCGCAGACUCAUUUCCCUGUUUACCCGUCUAAGCCCCAGGUCCCGGUCCCGCAGACCCAUUUCCCUGGCUACACGUCCAAGCCCCAUUUCCCCCAGCCCCAGUUCCCCCAGCCCCAGGUCCCGCAGCCCCAGUUCCCUGGCUACCCCCCCCAGCCCCAAUUCCCUGGCUACCCGUCCAAAAUGCCGGGCUACCCAUCUAAGCCCCAUCCCCAGGUCCCGCAGACCGACUUCCCUGGCUACCCGUCCAAGCCCCAUGUCCCGGUCCCACAGACUAAUUUCCCUGGAUAUCCGUACAAGCCCCAGAUCCCUGUCCCGCAGACCCAUUUACCUGGCUACCCAUCCAAGCCCCAGGUCCCACAGACUCAUUUCCUUGACUACCCAUCCAAGCCCCAGGUCCCACAGGCUCAUUUCCUUGACUACCCGUCCAAGCCCCAGCCUCAGGUACCACAGCUCCAGAUCCCUGGCUACUCGUCCCAGGUCCCGCAACCCCAGUUCCCUGGCUACCCAUCCAAGUCACAGCCCCAGGUGCCGCAGCUCCAGAUACCAGGCCACCCUCUCAAGCCUGAGCCCAUGCCUCAAAAGCCUAAUGGCAAUCUUGUCUCUGGUCUUCCUCCAAAGACCAAAGACACACCCAGCAUGGGGGUUCAACAGGAAGUGGAGCCCAAAGUAAACUCUAAAAGUAAAGGAUAACUUGGCUACGACUGAGGGAUAACACGUUGGGUGUUUCAACUGAUGGGCCUCGACUUGAAGCUUGUACCAUGAUGGUGCUUUUUAUUUUAGAGAAAU
Molecule: messenger RNA, 2697 nt
Organism: Cyclopterus lumpus (lumpfish)
Lineage: Eukaryota; Metazoa; Chordata; Actinopteri; Perciformes; Cyclopteridae
Product: adhesive plaque matrix protein-like
Exons: 3
Coding region: 1-2601 (866 amino acids)
Source: RefSeq, a predicted model, not a curated record